Paramormyrops kingsleyae is the source of this 3274-nucleotide messenger RNA. The record is from RefSeq and is a predicted model, not a curated record. Lineage: Eukaryota; Metazoa; Chordata; Actinopteri; Osteoglossiformes; Mormyridae.
ACUUUGAGAAGAUCUCCCCAGGCCUGUGCUGUGAGAUAAACUGAAGGCUGAAAAGACUUUACACUGUCCUGAGUCCUACAUCGUGAAAUUUCCACAACAGAUUUGGGGGCUCGUCUGGGAUCGGAUGAAUGGGGGCCGUUGACGCCAAGACGGACACGAGUCCAGAAGGACAACGAGGCGCUCGUUUGGAGUCCAGAACAACCAAUUGUGUCUGACCCAUCGUGAUUCCUGAGGUGGACGGUUCCCCGUCACUCCGACCGGACUCAGAUUUGGGGGCUCGUUCGGGAUCGGAUGAACGGGGGCCGUUGACACCAAGACGGACACGAGUCCAGAAGGACAACGAGACGCUCGUUUGGAGUCUAGAACAACCAAUUGUAUCUGACCCAUCGUGAUUCCUGAGGUGGACGGUUCCCCGUCACUCCGACCGGACUCAGGUAGGACCAAAAGGUGUUUGGACAGCUAUAUGUGUGGAUUGUGAUAUCUUACUACAAAGGAAAUAGACUAACCAGAAGGGUCAUUAAAUAAGGUGUUAAAACUGCAGACCUGAGGGUUCCGACCCCAGGGGACGUCCGGCUCAACCAGGAAGGGGUCGAGGGUAAUAAGUUGACCGGGAAAAGGUCAAAGGGCACAAGUCGACCAGGGAGGGUCAAUAGAUAGAUACAUUACAGUAAUAUAGGAGAAGCAUCUUCUUGUUCACUAUGUGAUGUCUAUAGUCUGGGUGAAACAUUUGACGUGUCACACUUUUAAGGAUUGGAGAAAGCAGGGAAAGGAAGGUUAAAAAAAUCCAUUGCAAAGGCAUAGAACUAAAGUUGAAACAAGAAUAACAGGUGCAUGUGGGUGGCAUACGUAAAUAUUUGUGUGUAAGAGAUUAACUUGCAACAAAGUAAAAGCUUAUAGUGUGUCUGUGUGUGAAAGGCUGGCUUGCAACGAAGUAAAGGCUUAAAGCGCCCUAACAAUUCAGCUGAAGCAUGCUGUGUGACAGGUGAAUAGAGAUGGGAAAUAAGGCAAGUAAAAGUGAAUGGGGACCGGAUCCAGCUUAUGAUCCGGAGGGAGAAAGAGCAUUUGAGAGAGAGAUGAAGAAGUAUGCGAGGAAACAAAUGCAAGGGAUAACGUGUAGAGAGGUGGUUGAAGGAAGAACAGGAAAGGAUUAUGGCAAAUUGUGUGCUGAAUGGAAUGUAAAGACAAAUGGAGAGUGGCCACGGGAUGGUAGCUUUGAUCCUGCCAAGCUGAGAACAGUGCGUAUGAAGGUGAAGGAAAAGGGAGGCUGCUGUGGUUGUUGUAAAAGCACAGAGAAACCGACUGAAUAUUUGGAUAUGUGGGAAAGAGUGGCCCAGGAUAUUGUGGGAGAAAAAGAUAGGCUGAAAAUGGAAGGAUUACUGCGAAAAGUGAGCGAGGAAAAGGCAAAGGCACAACAGGCAACCAGAAGUUUAGCGAUGUUAAGGAAAGAGAAAGAAGUAACUGAAGCAGAGAGUAAAAAGCAUGAGAAAAAGGAAGAGUUGCUUGUGUACCCAGCUCUCCCCACAGCUCCUGUGUACCCAGCUCUCCCCACAGCUCCUGUGUACCCAGCUCUCCCCACAGCCCCGCCGGCCCAGCAUGAACAGCAACAGCCUUCGAUGCUCCAGCCCCCGCCCCCUCCCAUCACAGAUCCUCCUGCAUACAAGCCGAGGGAGGAGGAGGGCGCAGGGGGGGGAGAAGCAGGGCCGCGAACAGGAAAGCAGUGGACACAGAUGAGAGAUGGCUCCCCGAAAGAAAGAAAGAAGAAGCGGACAAAGUGGGACUCAAGUGAAGAAUCCAGCGAUCCUGAGGAAGAGGACAGUGAUGACAAAACAGGGCUAAAGAGAAGCCAGAGACUGGCAAGAGAAGACAAAGCGGACAAGAAAGGUCAAUACCCUCUCAUCCAGAUGCCGAAGCCGAGGACUGGAGGGAUGGUGCUAGUCCAACAGAACCGGGACUUAGCUCGUCCAUUACAUCUGCUAAAACACAGACAAAGUAUUAUUUGUGAUGCUAUCAAGGAAGCUCUUGUGGCUUUGGGCACCGAACAUUCCAUUUUGAAGGGACAGGGUUAUACAGCACCUGAUGGAUUGUGGGGGAAAAUUGUGACUGAAUGUGGUGAGGUCAACACCUUCAAAAGACGCAGACAUUAUUAUUGCUGCUGGAGAAGAAGACCCACUGAAACAGGAGAUCCAGAUGAUGAUCUGGAUUUAUCUCCAAGCCGGUCUCCGCUGUCUCCAUCUUCCAAUUCCAAAGAAGCCCAUCCUGCUGAAGCCUGCUGUCUGCCUGACACUAAAUCUGACAGUGAAGAAACAUUAUCAGUAACAUCUAUGCACCACACAGAGGUGCCCCUUCAAGUGUACUGCAUAAAACACAACCCAAUAUCUGUUGACAAAGCAGUAGAACUGCUUCGUCAUGUCAAUAAGCAGAAAGUGAGCACACUCCCACCCACAAAUCCCAAGUCAGGAGAAGUGUAUAUGUACAUGUAUCAAGGUGAGCGUGAGAUGCAAAACUGGAGAGCAGAUCAUAUCAGGUGGAACAUUAGGGGAACAAAGACCCUCUGGCACCCACUUGGCCAAGUGAAAAUUCUCUAUUUCUUGGUAAGGAGUGAAGGGAAACUCUUCAGGAAAAGGUCAUACGAGCUGGUGAACAAGCCAUACUUCUUGAUUCAGUAUACAGGAGAUGAGGAGGCAUACAUACCUAAAACACACGGAAAUUCAGAAGAGUCUCAGCGACCUUUUGUGCAAACUGCCCCUAGUAUCAUGAAAAUGAUCAAAAGUGAGAAGGAUCUGCCUCCAUCGCAGGUAUACCAUGAACUGAUCAAUAGACCAUUACAAAGCAAGCCCCAUCUAGACACUCACUUUCCCAGGGACAUGAGUCAGGUACAAAACACUGUCAAACGUGCUCGACUGGACAGCAUGCUCGACCACCAUGACGUAUGUGCUACAUACAUAUUAUGUGAGUACCUGAAAGAUUUUGUACAGGACAUGUGUGUCUAUCCACAGGUGUCCGUCGUGGCAGUCCUUCCUGAAAUGAUUGCUGAAUUCAGGCACAUGAUGGCCAACACUGAGCACCCACAUGUCCCGCAUGUAAUUCACUAUGACACCACAUUUAACUUGGGCAACUUUUAUGUUUCACCAUUGCUGUACCGCCACGCCAGUUUUACAGGAGUGUCCUGUAAUUCCACUGGCAUUUCUGCUACAUCAAAACAGGACAGAGAAAACACACUCAGCAUUUUUCUCUGAAUUGGCCAACAUUCUGCCAGAACUCAAUUCUCACCAGU